AUGUCAGCAGCGACAAUGAAUGAUAGUCACCAAAUUGUUGACCCAGAGAUUGUAAAUGAAACAACAGAAGAUGAUGGGAAUGAAUUGAAACCAAAAUAUGAAGAGUUAGAUGACGAAAUGAAGGAAAAUUUUAAGAUUAUGGAAAAUUAUUUAAGGGUAAAUAAAUGUUACCAAAAAAAAGGUCUUAAAAAUAACAUUUAUAAUGACAACAAUAAUAAUGAAAAUAAUCAUGAAGUAGAAAAUGUUUGUGAUAACGAUGGUGAGGAUAAUGAUGAUGACGUAGAUUAUAUUUCUGAUGAGAAAGCAGGCAUGGGGAAUAUGCAAUUGAAAACGUUAACUCAUGCGGAUGGUACAACGUCGACCUAUUUUGAUAAACGAAAAUUGAAAAUUGCUCCAAGAUCAACUUUGCAGUUUAAAGUGGGUCCAUCUUUUGAGCUUAUUGGUAACUAUAAUGAGGUAUUUGACUUGAAGAAUUCAAGCAAAAAAAUAAAUUUCCAAUUAAUUCCAAGAAUUGACAGAGGGUUUGAUUAUAUUGAAGAAGAAUGGGUUGGUUAUAAAAGAAAUUAUUUUACCUUAGUUUCAUCAUUUGAUAUGGAUGGGAAAGAUUUUAAUCAGGUAUUGAAAAGUUCUUAUUUAUUAAAAUUAUAUCAAGAUGGAACAAACAAUAACAUUUUUAGAAAAAUAAAAUAUUUUGCUAUUAAAAUUAAAGCAAUGAGUGAUGAAGAUUUUAGUGAGAUAAAUUUAAUUCAGCAUACUGCAAAACGUGAUAAAGGUCCACAAUCUUCUCCACAACUUUGCCCAGUUAUACCUUCUCCAUUGCCAAAGCAUCAGAUUAUAAGAGAAGCGUCAAAUGUAAGAAAUAUAGCCAAGAAAAAAAAAUAUGAUUCAACAUUCUACUUUCAUAGAGAACAAAAUCUUGAUGGAUUCGAUAUUGAAUCCUUAGUUAAUUCAUAUCCUAAUGACUGUAUUCAAAAGGUUGCAAGAUUCGAAAGGAUUCAGUUUGCUUCUUCAAUAAAUGUUAAAAACCCACCUCAAAAGAAUAAAUAUUUUAGACUCCAUGUGAUUUUAGGGGCAGUAAUCGAUGGUUGCGAGUUUCCAAGUGAUUCUCAAUAUUAUUCUAAUUAUGAAAAUAUUGGGAUGAAUAAUGGUUCAAUUGAAUGUUUUGUGCCUUUGCAAGAAAUGAGAACGCCGCAAUUAAUCAUAAGAGGUAGAUCGCCUUCAAAUUACACUUCUUACAACAAAACUAAUACAGUAAAGGAAAAAUUACAAAGCCAAAACCUAAGCCAACUAAUAAUUCAAAAGAAGGUUUUGAAUAAAAUUUCUAAAUCAACUAUUGAAAAUAAUGAAAAUAUACAAAAAAAUAACUUGCAUUUUAAACCAUUGAUUGAUAAUGAAGUUGAUAACAAAGAAAACAUCGCUCCCUAUUUUGAAACUAAAAUUAAUUGUCAAGAAUUUAAACCUAGAUCCAACAAGCGUGUCAUCACAUUGGGUCAAAUUGAAGAAAUUAUUCUUCAAGAAAAUGCAGCUACAAUGAAGAAUAGUACGGAGAAUACUUUAAAUUAUUUGAAUAAAAAACUUCAGCAGCCUGAACUUGACCUCCCACGCCCAGUAUAUUCUAGGCAUUAUUCAAUUGAUCCAAGAGAUAUUGAUUUAAAAUUUGAGGACAUGAAUGUACAAGAAGAUAAUUACAUUGUCGGUUCCUUAAUAAUGCACAAUGUUCAACUUCCCAAUACCAUUAGAGAUGGCACAGAAAUUACUGACGCAAAUACGAUAAGAACAAUUUUGACAACACCAUGCACUACGGCUACUAUUGCUGCAACAAGAUCAGUUCCCAUGAGAAUUGGUACAAGUUUAUCUACAAAUGUUAAGAAGACGGCAUAUCAUCUGUCAAACAAUUUUGAUACACUAAAUAGCAGUUUUGAUUUUGAGUCAUCAUCUAAUGAUAAUUAUGGUGAUAAAUCGACAUUAUCGUAUUCGGAGCAUAUUAAUAAUAUUAAUGCAGGUAAUUUAUCUAAUUUGAGAAGUUUAGAAAACAUUCCAAGAUUAUUUAACAAGGGAAAGACAGAAAAAUCCUUUACCUCUUUACAGAAUGAUAAGAUUCUCAAAUAUGCUGAAAAUAGCGCUUCGUCCACAACGCAUAAUCUAAAAUUAAACAACAGUGUUACAUUAAAAUCGAAACUUCCCUCGCAGUUGAACGACACCAGAGAGUUAUAUUCAGAACCAAGCUUCUAUAAUCAUUAA
Tetrapisispora phaffii CBS 4417 is the source of this 2241-nucleotide messenger RNA. It is a transcript of the gene NDT80, whose product is annotated as transcription factor NDT80. Gene Ontology annotation, cellular component: nuclear chromosome. Gene Ontology annotation, molecular function: DNA binding; DNA-binding transcription factor activity. The record is from RefSeq and is a predicted model, not a curated record. Bases 1 to 2241 code for a protein of 746 amino acids. Gene Ontology annotation, biological process: positive regulation of transcription by RNA polymerase II; meiotic cell cycle. Lineage: Eukaryota; Fungi; Ascomycota; Saccharomycetes; Saccharomycetales; Saccharomycetaceae. The transcript has a single exon.